CUUAAAUCUGUCGUUUUAUCAACACUCUUUUCGAAAUGUUUAAACAAUUUUGUAUUCUUGUCUUAGUUAUUAGUGGUGACUAUAUUGUUUUAGGACAAUAUUUGAAUAAUUGUCAAAUGGGCGGUUAUCGUACGAGUGGUAGAAAGGUUUUAAAUGGUCCACUUUUAAUGGAAGCUGAACAUGAAUUGCGUACCGUUUUAAUGAAAAUAGCUGAAGAGGAUGAAGGACCAUUUUAUAGAGUUGGCAUUAUCUUUGGUGGAUCUGAACAAUUGGUGGCAGGAUCCUUAAAAACAGUUGCUGCUGAAUUAAUCGACUACAAUAAUAUGAAACACAACUGUGAGGUCGACAUGUGGACAAGACCAUGGUUAACGGAUGGUACUGAAGUGACAAUAAGAUGUGAAUGUAUGCGUACCGUUUUCAAACAUAUUGACUAUUAAAUGCAAAUAAAAUGUUGUUUCCAAUA
Lucilia sericata (common green bottle fly) is the source of this 463-nucleotide messenger RNA. RefSeq names its product sarcocystatin-A-like. Bases 36 to 437 code for a protein of 133 amino acids. The record is from RefSeq and is a predicted model, not a curated record. Lineage: Eukaryota; Metazoa; Arthropoda; Insecta; Diptera; Calliphoridae. The transcript is spliced from 3 exons.